GACAGUGCUGGGAAAUUCCCCUACAAAGGCCCCACUGACGCCUUUAGGUCCCGGAAACGGUCUGUACAAACGGUUGUUAGACUGGGCCAAGAUGUUGUCCUCCAGGAAUGGAACGGCUGUGAAAGAACACCCCUUAGUAUUCAACAGCGGAACUCGGUCAGAACACACGACGUUGCAAACAGUGACAACAACGCCUCUACCAACACCUAUUCCAACAACUACUAUGGAAGUUGAACCAACGGAAUUAGAAGUAACAGCUUCAACAGCCAUGGAAAAUACCCCUGCUACAGCCCAAUUGACAACGUUAUUUCCCCAAAAAGUUUCGAAAGCCAUGGAUGUCCCUACCCGAGCUUCCAUGACUGCUUUAGUCUCCGGAAAGGAUAUGUACAACCGGUUGCUGGGCAUGGUGAAGCUGUUGAACAAUGGAAGAGGACAAUCCUUAAUAGUCAAUCGUGUAACUAAACCAGAAUACACGACGUUGCAAACCGUGUCAACAACGUCUCUACCAACACCUAUUCCAACAACUACCAUGGAAGUUGAACCAACGGAAUUUAAAGAUAGAGUAACGACAACAACAAGCGCAACUCUCACCUCAUCUCCUGCAGCUAGAGCAGCGGAAGAGCCCCAACGGUCGGAGAAAGUUUCGAGAGUCAUCGAUGUCCCCACACCAGCUUCUUUGACAACCUUUGUCCCAAGAAACGCCCUGUACAGCCGGCUGCGAGGCAUGGUUAAACAGCUGUCCUCCAGGAACCAAGCCGAUGCCAACAAACCUCCCUUAGUAUUUAAAACCCAAACUCAAGCAGAAUACACGACGUUGCAAACCGUGUCAACAACGUCUCUACCAACACCUAUUCCAACAACUACCAUGGAAGUUGAACCAACGGAAUUUGAAGAUAGAGUAACGACAACACCAAGCGCAACUCACACCUCAUCUCCUGCAGCUAGAGCGGCGGAAGAGCCCCAACGGUCGGAGAAAGUUUCGAGAGUCAUCGAUGCCCCCACACCAGCUUCUUUGACAACCUUUGUCCCCAGAAACGCCCUGUACAGCCGGCUGCUAGGCAUGGUUAAACAGCUGUCCACUAGGAGCCGAGCCGAUGCCAACAAACAUCCCUUAGUAUUUAAAACCCAAACUCAAGCAGAUCGAUUAACAACAGAAUCAAUGGCUGCAUUCACUACAACACCGGAUACAGCAGGUGAAGAACCUGGUCGGGCAGAGGAAGUUUCGACAGCCAUGGAUGUUCCCACUCCAGCUCCUGUCACAACCCCAGUCCCCGGAACUGGUCUGUACAGUCGGCUGCGCGACAUGGUCAAACUAUUGUCCUUUAGGAACAGAAUACCCUUAAACGGACAUCCAGUGGUAUUCCAAAGUGGAACUGCAUCAGAACCCACUACGUUGCCAACCGUGUCAACAACGUCUCCACCAACACCUAUUCCAACAACUACCAUGGAAUUUCAACCAACGGAAUUAGAAGAUAUAGUAACGACAUCAACACCAGCUCCUACAACUACAUUCCCAGCUGCAGCAGAGACUGAAGAGUCUGGAAGAGUAGAUGAAGUUGCUACAGCCGUGAAUACCCCUACAACAAAUCCCUUAACUAUGGCGGUCUCUGAAGGUCAACAAGGGUUGUACAAUCGGUUGCUUGGGGUGGUCAAGAUGUUGUCGAUGAGGAAAGGAGUAUUUACGAAUGGUCAUCCUGUAGUACACCAAGAAACUACACCUCCGACUACAACUACAACAACAACAACAUCACCAGCGACAGAAGAGAUUGAAGAAGCUGCAGUGCCUACAUCAACGACCCUUGCUCCAGUAACGGUCGUGGAAGGUGGCCAGGGCGUGUACAGCAGGCUGAUUCGUGUGUUCAAGAUGUUGUCAGCCAGAACAACCAACAGAAGCAAUCAAGGGCAUGCCAUGCUACCGGCAAUGACCCCACCAGAAACUACAGUACCAACCUCUACUCCAACAAUGACGGAAGAAGUGGAACUAGAAGAUAUUACAACGGCACCAUCUUCAAUAUCUGCAACAUCACCCGCCUUUGAAUAUGAAACAACAACAACGACGACGGAAGAGGCCGAGGAAGCAGAGGAAGAACCGUCAUCCACGACCAUCGCUCCGGUAACGACAAAGGCCGUGGGAAGUGACCAGGGCGUGUAUAGCAGAUUGAUUCAUGUGUACAAUAUACUGACAUCCAGAACGAAAAACAGAAGCAGUCAAGCCGCCACAACGACAUCACUUCCAACUACAACUACUACAACAGAAGAGCCCGGGGAAGCCGAGGAAGAAGAGGAAGCUGGCGGCUCCGAGGAGUAUGAAUAUGAAUAUUGAUCUCCUCUGAAGAUACUUCAUAACAAGGGAACUAUAUUGACUUCAACACCCUGUCAAUGUGAACAUAGUCUGUGCUAUAAGGGUUAAUGUUAUGUGUCCAUUGGUAUUUGUGAUCGGUUUAAGGGAGGAGGUUGAAGGGUUAAUCGUUUCGUCUUAUGGCCAUACAGUAAUUUAUUUUUAACAUUUUAUUCACUUAAGUGACAUGGAUUGGGGACAAGUUCCUAGAAAUUAGAAAACUCCCUUCCAUAGACAUAUGAUAAAACUUACAAAGAAAUAGAGAAUGGGAAAGAUGGGCGCAAUGAGGUUGAAAGUUACACAAAUCGUUUUGUCGUAUCUACAUAGUGAUGUGGCGCUUUAAAUAUCAGCAUAUUGUUCUUUGUGGUCAGAUCAGAAAUGCUGUAUAGGAGAAUCGGUAAAGUAAUGAACCCUCCACGAUCAACAAUAUCGUUAAUAUAUGUGAAAAACGUUUUUAUUUGUUGAUUCAAGCGUAAACAUUUAAGUAAAUACGAAUUUUCCCGUGAAUUUUAAAUAGCACAUAGCCGGUUGGUUUCAUGAAAUAUUCUGUAUAAAUCAUAAUUUAGUCAACACCAUUCAUUUCAUGCAUAAUAUUAAUUAAGUUAUUUCAUCCAUAUCUAAACACCACAGACGUUGCAAUAUCUAUUGUAAUUUAUUUUUGUAUUGAGCAAGAGGUAAUUGUCACUCUCUACAAACUGUAGUCGCUCCUUUUACAAUUUAUAGACAUGAAUUGGAAGAAUGUUGUUUUAUGAUACGAUUGUACAUUCCUAAUUCAUUAAUGGUAUUUUAUGAGAUUUGUGUUUCGUGUUUGUGAGUGUGUGAUCAGAAACCGUGUAUCUAAAAGCUUUAAUAAAUGUAUGACACCGUGUAA
Messenger RNA from Haliotis rufescens (red abalone), 3209 nucleotides. Its product is annotated as mucin-5AC-like. The transcript has 23 exons. The coding region runs from base 92 to 2323 and encodes 743 amino acids. NCBI's taxonomy places the organism in Eukaryota, Metazoa, Mollusca, Gastropoda, Lepetellida, Haliotidae. The record is from RefSeq and is a predicted model, not a curated record.